Molecule: messenger RNA, 1495 nt
Organism: Pistacia vera
Lineage: Eukaryota; Viridiplantae; Streptophyta; Magnoliopsida; Sapindales; Anacardiaceae
Product: fructose-bisphosphate aldolase-lysine N-methyltransferase, chloroplastic
Exons: 15
Coding region: 40-1446 (468 amino acids)
Biological process (GO): peptidyl-lysine monomethylation
Molecular function (GO): protein binding; protein-lysine N-methyltransferase activity
Source: RefSeq, a predicted model, not a curated record
UAUCAACCGCGAAACACCGUACUUACCUCUUUUCUGCAAAUGGUAUUAAGCGUUAGAAUCACAAAGCUAUGGUGCUCUCAACGAUCACUCUUCGCCACUUCUCAUCGCCUCUGUGUCAAACUCCCUUUCUCAUCUUUAUCUAAAUCCAAGGUAUUGUAUUCUGUUAAUGAGGAAUGUGAUGAUGAUUUUUUGCCGUGGUUGGAGAGGAAAGCUGGAGUUGAGAUUUCGUCUGCACUUUCUAUUGCGAAAUCUGCAUAUGGCAGAUCACUAUUUGCUUCAAAGAAGAUACGGACUGGAGACUGUAUAUUGAGAGUUCCUUACAAUGUGCAAAUAGCACCAGAUAAUCUUCUUCCAAAAAUCCGAUCUUUGUUAGGUGAUGAAGUGGGCAAUGUUGCAAAGGUUGCUAUUGUCAUCUUAUUUGAGCAGAAAUUAAACCAGGAUUCGGAGUGGGCCCCUUACAUCGGUAGACUUCCUCAGCUUGGGGAAAUGCAUAACACAAUAUUCUGGAGUGAAGAUGAGUUAGAUAUGGUUCGUCAAAGUUCAUUAUAUCAAGAAACAGUCAAUAAAAAUAUUCAAAUUGAAAAAGUUUUUUUGGCAAUUAAACAAGCUCUUGAACACUUCCCUGAAGUUGAUCAUAUCACACUAAAGGAUUUCAUGCAUGCAUAUGCUUUAGUUGAAUCUCGAGCAUGGGGAAGCACAAAGGGCGUGUCUCUGAUUCCAUUUGCAGAUUUUUUUAAUCAUGAUGGGCUUUCAAAAGCAGUUGUAUUAAAUGAUGAUGACAAACAAUUGUCGGAGGCCUUUGCUGAUCGCGAUUAUGCACCUAGUGAAGAGGUACUGAUAAGAUACGGAAAAUUCCCAAACGCUACAUUGCUGUUGGAUUUUGGUUUUACGCUUCCUUACAAUAGGCAUGAUGAGGUCCAGAUCCAUAUUAAUAUACCCGAUCAUGAUCCUCUACGUGAAAUGAAGUUGGAACUUUUGCAAAGACAUCGUCUACCAUGCAUUAAAGAUGUCAAUGGGUUCAACUCUUCUAGGGAUUCUUUCACAAUCAAGGAAAUAAAGUAUGCCGGAGGAAAAGGGAAGGGUAUUCCACAAUCACUUCGGGCAUUUGCUCGUAUUCUAAGUUGCUCCACCCCUCAAGAACUCUGUGGUCUGGUCACAGAAGCUGAAAAAAAUGAUGGUCGGCUGGCUCGGCAUCCUUUUAGAAACAGCGGCCAAGAGAUCCUGGCGCAUAAAAUCCUUUUGUCAGAAAUCACUAGAUUAAUUGAGGAAUACAAUGCUUCUAUUGAGUCCUUGGAGCAUGUUCUGUCUCCUCCAACAUGCAAAAGAUUUGCUCUCCGAAAGAAAAUGGCUCAAGAUCUUCUCGUUGGUGAGCUUCGUGUCCUCGAGUCUGCAUCUGCUUGGCUGAAGAAUUAUUGUGCAACCUUGACAUCUACAUUUAACCUUUAGUAAUGACAUAACUCAUCAAAGAUCUAUCCAUGGAGAAGGGAAAAAAGAA